AUGACGCCACUCAUUUUUACAGUAGAUAACCAAAUGGGUUUGUUGCCGAGAAGUAUUUUAGCCCUGGUUGCAAUAAUAACAAGUGCAGCAUCAACCGGUCUAAUAACAUUCCUAUUCGCCCCAUAUGCAACAAAAAUAUACAUUCCUAAACAAUCUUCGUCAUCCUCCUCCGAUAUCUCAUCCAUUACUUCAUCACCAAUCAUAACUAUUGACACACCACUAACCAUCGAGACACUUUCCUUUCUAGGCCGCAGAAUUCUAACCACCCUCCCAAUCCAAGCUCUUGCACCAUCAAAAAAAUUAUUCACCACCUGGGAAAUCCGACCAAAUUAUCUCUCGGAGAUUCACUCUCGCGACGCGAAAACCGGAAAAAUUGCUCGUCAUGCAAAACAAUUAUUUUUUGUUCAUCAGGAGUUAGUUGGAGCUGAUAAGAAAAUCAUUAAUCCAAAAGAUUUUCCAGAAUUAUACCCAAAUAGAGAAUCCCGAAAAGCAAGCGAGAAUAAAUAUGAAAAACAAAAAAACCCAAAGUACGAAAGUUCUAGUAAUUAUGCUGAUCAAGGAGAUGACAAAUAUAUCCCCUUGUGGCAAAGAAGAGCUGCAGCACCAGGAAUGAUCGAUUAUCCCUCACAAAAGAGCAUAUUGGCCGAUUUAAAAAAAGACAAUGCACUUGAAAAGUAUGGCUCAAAAGUGAUUGAUAUUGUUCGUGUAUUGGAUGAUGAAGGUGUGUCGAAUUUGUCAAUAAUAGACGUAAGAAAUAAAUGUGAUUGGACAGAUUGGAUGAUUGUUGGAGAAGGAAAAGGACCAAGACAUCUAGGCGGUCUAGUGGACGGUGUAUAUAAAAUGUUAAAAGAUAAAUUGCAGCAACGCACUGAAAAAACAGAUCCAACCGGAUCACUAAUCGAUAAUUAUCCUAUUAUAGAAGGACGAGAUUCCGAGGAUUGGAUGUUGAUUGAUUCUGGUUCAGUAAUGGUACAUUUAUUCACUGAGGAAGCACGUGUUCGUUAUGAUUUAGAGGGACUUUGGGCAAGCGUUCCCGAGACAGGAAAACAAUCAACCAUUGAAGGAAUUUUGAGUAUGAAAAAAGAAUUUGAUGAUUCGCAAAUGAAACCAAAAAAAAUACAUCUCCACAAAUAA
Ambispora gerdemannii is the source of this 1134-nucleotide messenger RNA. Lineage: Eukaryota; Fungi; Glomeromycota; Glomeromycetes; Archaeosporales; Ambisporaceae. The record is from the annotation of a GenBank genome assembly.